GAUCUAGGCACUACGGCAAAUGAAGUCCAGACGGAACUUGAAAAGAACUUCAGUCUGGCAAGCCGGUGGGGCUGCAUUCUGCUAUUGGACGAGGCCGACGUGUUCCUUGCGUCACGAGAGCGGAAAGACUUCAUUAGGAAUGGCCUGGUCGCAGUCUUCCUCCGUGUCCUCGAGUACUACUCGGGCAUCCUAUUCCUCACAACCAAUCGCGUGGGCGACUUUGACGAGGCUUUCGCCUCGCGCAUCCACAUGAGCCUGCAUUAUCCAAAACUCGACCUCGAAAAGACGCGCAAGGUCUUCAAGCUUAACCUCGACUUGAUCAAGGAGAAGUUUGAGCAGCAAGGGCGGAUGGGCAAGCUCAUCUUUGAGGAACAGGUCAUCCUCGAGUUCGCGGAGAAACACUACGCCGUCAACGAGCCCGAGAAUAUGCGCGGGCUGCGCUGGAACGGGCGGCAGAUCCGCAACGCGUGCCAGACGGCUCUGGCCAUGGCCGAGUUUGAGGCGUACGGGAAGCAGAUUACGGCCGAGACAGACCCGGACGGAAUGGUCAUCCUGAAGCGGGGCCACUUCACAACCAUUGAAAAGGCCUACGACGAGUUCGCCGUCUACCUCGGCAACGUCUACGGCAUGGACAUGGACGAGCGGGCGGCCGAGGCUAGACUGCGGGCCGAGGAGGCGAAGAAGAAGAAGAAGAAGACGAGCAAGGUAGCCGAGCGCGCACUCAAGGAGUCGACGACGAACACCGCCACCGUAGGCACGAACACGGUGCAUCCUCAGCCAGGCUCGCAU
This is a messenger RNA of Phialemonium atrogriseum, 789 nucleotides long. RefSeq names its product P-loop containing nucleoside triphosphate hydrolase protein. The record is from RefSeq and is a predicted model, not a curated record. The annotation marks the transcript as partial. The transcript has 2 exons. NCBI's taxonomy places the organism in Eukaryota, Fungi, Ascomycota, Sordariomycetes, Cephalothecales, Cephalothecaceae. Gene Ontology annotation, molecular function: ATP hydrolysis activity; ATP binding.